This is a messenger RNA of Rana temporaria (common frog), 3985 nucleotides long. RefSeq lists its product as uncharacterized. NCBI's taxonomy places the organism in Eukaryota, Metazoa, Chordata, Amphibia, Anura, Ranidae. The transcript is spliced from 2 exons. The record is from RefSeq and is a predicted model, not a curated record. The coding region runs from base 173 to 2113 and encodes 646 amino acids.
AAACACAUCCCCUUCCCCCGAUCCUCUCCUUUGUUCGGAAUCACUGUCAUCUACUAUAUCUUCUAAUCCUUCUACCAAAAAAUUCAAAUUAAAAUCCCAACGCUUUCCAGACUUAACAAGCAAUUCAAAUAUAUGGGCUUUCCUUCUAAGUACUAUAAAUGAUUGUAAACAAAUGGACACUAAUGUAUUGACUAAUAAUCUCUCUAAAAAACAACGACAAGCUAUCAUGAACCUUCAAAACCAUCCGGAUCUUGAGAUAAAAGCGUCCGACAAGGGAGGUAAUGUGGUCCUUAUGACCAAGGCCAAUUAUGAGAAAAUGGUAUUCCACAUCUUAAACAACAAAGAGUGGUAUAGACGUAUCAACGAUACACAAAUAGCUCUAUUUAAAAAUGAAUUCCUAUCCAUUAUUGGCCUUGCUCAUCAAAGAGGUCUCAUAGACCAAGAUUUGUACAACUACCUUAAUAUUCGCAACCCAAGAACUGCAACUUUCUAUGCAUUACCCAAAAUCCACAAACACCCUCUUACUCCCCCAGGUAGACCGAUAGUGUCCGGCAUAGGUUCUUUGACUGAAAAUGCCAGCCGGUUUGUAGACUCCAUCCUCAUGCCCCAUGUACUUACUUUGCCCUCGUAUACCCGAGAUACCCUGGACCUUCUUAAACAAAUUGAGGAUAUGGUCGUGCCUCGGGAUGCCCUCCUCGUGACCUUGGACGUGGAGGCAUUAUACUCCAGUAUCCCUCACGAGUUGGGCAUCUCGACAGCACGUACCUUCCUCCGUGAACAGGACCAUCACCAUUGGAACUAUAUUGAUUUUGUAAUAGACCUUUUACGAUUUAUUCUUACACGUAAUCAUUUCGUUUUCAAAGAGUCCCACUUCCUCCAGGUGCAGGGCGUAGCCAUGGGCACUUGCUGUGCCCCUGGCUACGCCAAUCUGUACCUGGGGGGGUGGGAACGUGAUAUUUUUUCGGAUGAGGACUUGUCGAUGUACACUGGCCAUGUGAUCAACUGGCUUAGGUACAUCGACGACAUCUUCAUCAUCUGGUCAGGUACCAGUUCCCAACUAUAUCAAUUUAUCGAUAUUCUUAAUGUUAAUGAACGCAAUUUAAAAUUCACGUUCACUGCAUCUUCAGACCAGGUCACCUUUCUUGACCUCACCAUCUUAAAGGAUGGCGAUGGCAGAAUUACCUCCUCUCUCUUUAGAAAGGAGACCGCAGGUAACACCCUACUACACGCCACUAGUGCACAUCCAACUAACCUCCUUAAAAGCAUACCUUAUGCACAAUACCUUCGUUUACGAAGGAAUUGCACUAUGACAAAAGAUUUCCUGUUACAGGCUAACCUACUCAGGCAACGGUUGUUGUUGAGAGGUUACAGUAAAUCCUUACUACGGAAAGCAUUCAAUAAGGCUGCACGACAAUCUCGUAUCAACUUACUAUUUAAACAAAAAGUCAACACAGAGUCGCAACCAGUAAGAUUCAUUACGCGGUACUCAAGCCAUCACAUCGAGGUGCGUAAUAUUCUAAAUAAACAUUGGUCACUUUUGACUAACGAUCCCAUCCUCAGUAAUUACAUUGGCCAAAGACCAGAUAUUACUUUUAAAAGAUCUCGCUCACUUAGAGAUAAAUUGACUUCUAGUCACUACAAAACAAAUUCAAAUCAACAACGACCUCCAAAUGGUAUGAUGAGAUGUGGCAGGUGCAAUUUUUGUCCUUGGGUUAGAGAGGGUACUACUUUUUCUUUACCCAAUGGUGAAAUUUUUACCCCCAAUUUUUAUGCGGACUGUAAUACUCAGGGAAUCAUUUACCUUAUGACGUGUAGCUGCCAUGCAUUUUACGUGGGCAAAACCAUCAGAAACUUCAAGCAUAGAAUUAGGGAUCAUGUCUAUUACUCCUCCCAAGGAAAAAUGGUAACAUCAGUCAGCCGUCACCUUGACCUAUAUCAUAAAUUUAAUACCUCAGUUGCCUCGUUUAUAGUACUUGCUAUUGUCCCCAAAGAUUGCCGUGGAGGCAACUGGGACAAGCAGGUACUCCAAAAAGAAACUUAUUGGAUCGAGCGUUUGGAUGCCUUACGGCCCCCAGGCAUUAAUGAGGCACAGUCUUAUAAAUCCUUCUUGUAGUAACAUUAAGCUAAUUGGGUAUACUUUUAUAUUUUUGAAAUUUUCUUAUUCAUUUUUUUCUAUUAGCACCUAAGUACUACUCUGGACUUUUCUGACUGCCUUGUCACCAUGGCCCUGUCAUUUGCUGAACUAGAUGUCAGAGUAGCCAAUCAUACCGCUCAUUUAACUAUGUUCUUAGAUCACUGGUUUAUUGGGAUUUUUUCCAGUUGUCCUUCUCUCUGUACUCAUUUACUGUACCCCUGUUUUCUAUACGAGGUCCUCUAUGCUGUAUAAUUAAAUAACAUGUGUACAUUUGGAAGAUCUAUCCACUUCCAUACCUUAUAAAUAAAUACUAAUGUUUUUUGCAUUUAAUAUGGUUGUGCUCCUUUUCUGCAACUGUGGUGAGAUUUGGAUGAAGUAUCCUCCCCCCUGUGAUCUCUUCCAGACGUGAUGCCCUUUUCUUUGUCCCUCCUAUUUAUUCCAUGCGAUGUGGCCGCUUGAGAUACAGCUUUUCCAUCCUUGUUGUAUCUCAAUAUGUCCACUAGAUGGCGUGUAAUCGCCAUCGAAUGGUGCAUAAACUUCAGUACUGCGCGCGCACCGCAUCUGGUGCGCGCGCACCUGCAGUUACUUUGCGGCCAGCACAGAUGACAUCACCCGGCAGCGCCGCGGUAGUUGUCGAUCUGGGGCGAGACUCGAGGCUAUUUAAAGCCCUCAAGCCCUACACACUAUCCGCAGCCUCUUGUGAGGCAAACGAACCAACGACACGUGUGGCGAGUGUUGCAUACUGGUAAGCCUAAUUCUCUAUCUCUAAACAUGCCCUUCAUACUUUUGUGUGGCCGAUUCAUUAGGCUCACAGUCUCCUUUCCUCUAUAUUUUGUUUCAGUGACUGGUCUAUCGAGGUAAUCCCUGCCCCUGUCUCCUUGAAUUGCUCUAAAGAUUGACACUGGGUUUUUUUCAAACACCCUAAACUUAUACUCGCUGAAUGCAGUCUUGUUAUGAGCCAUUGCAAACUCUAUAUAUAAAUGGUUCCAAAUAUUGGCCCUUGCCGCCCAUGUUACGUCGUUUAAUUCUCUUUGGGGUUACAAAUUCAAUUCCUUGCUAGCCCGUGCUACAUAUCUCUCUAUGCAGAGAGUAUCAAGCCAAGCUAGUCCACAGUUAUUUUGUCUGUACUUCUUUUUAUAGGUAAGCAAACUUAGUCUAAACCCUAUUACUUAUCAUAUUCCAAUUUCAUUAUGCCUCCUGUCUCCUUCGUACUGGAAUUUUUGGGACUGGAAUUCCAGGCAUCUUGUCUGCUCUCUGUGGCUAUUUCCACAAUGUUCAUGGGGGUGACUCUUUUUUGUCCUUUCUCACCAUAUUGCAUGCUAUAGGAGCACUCCGGUUUCUUAAAUAUCUAUAUAGGCUGUUAUAUAUUUUUCUGUUCUAUAUCAAUAUGUUAUAUAUGUAUAUUUGUCUCCUUCACCAAUUUAGCACAUUGACUCCACUAAGUCCUUCGAGGAAGCGCUCAGAUACAGCGCGAAACAUGUCAGGACUCCGAUCAACCCAGCGCAAGUGCUAAAAAUCUCCAGUUGCUGAUGAUUUUCUUUAGAAGCUUUUGUAUUUAUUUAUGGUUCCAACUAUCAGUCCGCUUUUGGACAUCUAGUCUAGUAUUAUAUCAAUUGGUGCUAGUACUGUAUAACCAGAUUUAAUCUUCUAAGCUACAUCAAUUACUGUGAACGCUGUACUGAUCAAAUGCUAUGUGUAAUUUAUGUGUACUCUUUGGAGGAAAACUUUUAAAAUAUAUAUUUUUUUGUAAUAAAUAUUUUUAUAUAUAAAGUCAGUUUUCGAAAGACUCAUAUCUUUACUAACUUAUCAUGCCGACAAAGUCCAUGACUAGCCCCUAAGUCAUUCCCUUUU